Messenger RNA from Acanthosepion pharaonis, 2070 nucleotides. NCBI's taxonomy places the organism in Eukaryota, Metazoa, Mollusca, Cephalopoda, Sepiida, Sepiidae. The record is from the annotation of a GenBank genome assembly.
AUGUAUAACAAACAAUAUGUCUUUUAUUCAAUAUCUGUACACGAUGAUUUCAGUGUCUCUUAUUUUAGCCACCACAAAUCACAAAUACACACACAUACUAUCUAUCUAUCUAUCUAUCUAUCUAUCUAUCUAUCUAUCUAUCUAUCUCUUUCUCUCUUAUUAAACAAUAUUCGAAAUAGUCUUUCUUUUAAUCAUCUAUCUAUCUAUCUAUCUAUCUAUCUAUCUAUCUAUCUAUCUGUCUGUCUGUCUGUUCAUAUCAUCUAUUUCAACUUUUUAUAUCGAUCUAUGUAUCUGCGUAUCUAUCAAUCUAUCAGACUGUUCAUAUCUAUCUAUCUAUCUAUCUAUCUAUCUAUCUAUCUAUCUAUCAGACUGUUCAUAUCUAUCUAUCUAUCUAUCUAUCUAUCUAUCUAUCUAUCUAUCUAUCUAUCUAACAGACUGUUCAUAUCUAUCUAUCUAUCUAUCUACCAGACUGUUCAUAUCUAUCUAUCUAUCUAUCUAUCUAUCUAUCUAUCUAUCAGACUGUUCAUAUCUAUCUAUCUAUCUAUCUAUCUAUCUAUCUAUCUAUCUAUCUAUCUAUCUAGUUUUCUUGUUUCUCUUUUUUCCCGAAUUACCCGCCCCAUCUCUUUCUCUCACACUCUCUCUUUUACCUCUUUCUUGCUCUCUCUUUCCCCUUUCUACCGCAUUCUCUUCUCUCGCUUUCUCACACUUUAUCUUCUCUCUUUUUCUCUUCCUCCUCUUCCUCUCGCGCGGUCUCUCUUCUCCCUCUUGCCACUCUCUCUCGCUCUGUCUUCUCCUCCUCCUCUCUCUCUCUUUCUCACUCGUUCUUCCCCCUCUCUCUCUUCGCUCUCUCUCUCUUACCCUCUUCCUCUUGCUCUCACUUCCUCCACCUCCUCUUUCUUUCUCUUCCCCCUCUCUCACUCUCUUCCCCUCUCUCUUGCUCUGCCUUCUCUCUCUCUCUCGCUUGUUCUUCUUCUUUCUCUCUCUGUCUUCGCUCUCACUUACCCUCUCCCUCUUUCUCUCACUCCCUCGACCUCCUCUCUCUUUCUCUUCCCCUCUUUCUCUUCCCCCUCUCUCUCUUUCCCCCCUCUCGCUCUGUCUUCUCUCUCUCUCAAUCUGUCUUCCCCUCUCUCUCUCUCGCUCGUUCUUCCCCACUCUCUCUCUCUUCGCUCUCUCUUACCCUCUUCCUCUUGCUCUCACUUCCUCCCACCUCCUCUUUCUUUCUCUUCCCCCCUCUCUCUCUCUCUCUUCCCCUCUCUCUUGCUCUGCCUUCCCUCUCUCUCUCUUGUUCUUCUUUCUCUCUCUGUCUUCGCUCUCCUUACCCUCUCCCUCUUUCUCUCUCUCCCCUCGACUCUCCUCUCUCUUUCUCUUUCCCCUCUUUCUCUUCCCCCUCUCUCUCUUUCCCCUCUCUCUCGCUCUUCCUUCUCUCUCUCUCCUCUGUCUUCCCCCUCUCUCUCUCGCUCGUUCUUCCCCUCUCUCUCUCUUCGCUCUCUCUUCACUCCUACCCUCUCUCUCUUGCUCUCAUUUCCUCCACCACCUCUCUCUUACUCUUCCCUCUCUCUCUCUCUCUUUCUCUCUCUCUCUUUCUUUCCCCCUCUCUAUCUCACUGCCUUCCCUCACUCUCUUCCGCUCCUUCUUCCCCUCUUUCUCUCUCUUGCUCUCUCUUACCCUCUCCCUGUUGCUCUCACUUCCUCCACCUCUUCUCUCUUUUUCUUCCCCCUCUCUCUGUCUUUCCCCCUCUCUCUCGCUCUGCCUUCCAUCUCUCUCUCUCGCUGGUUCUUCCCCUCUUUCUCUCUCUCUCUCGCUCUCUCUUACCCUCUCCCUGUUGCUCUUACUUCCUCCACCUACUCUCUCUUUCUCAUCCCCCCUCUCUCUCUCUCUUUCCCCCUUUCUCUCUCUCUCGCUCUUCUCACCUCUCUCUCGCUCUCUCUUUCCCCCUCUCUCUUUCGCUCUCUCAAAAUUUUUGGAAAUUCCAACUUCUCUCUCUCUCUCUCUCUCUCUCUCUCUCUCUCUCUCUCUCUCGUGUCUAGCAGCUAUAAACAAGUUCUUCCUGGAGAUUUUCGUCUGUUGUGA